Rhinolophus ferrumequinum (greater horseshoe bat) is the source of this 2390-nucleotide messenger RNA. RefSeq names its product acyloxyacyl hydrolase (gene AOAH). Bases 26 to 1771 code for a protein of 581 amino acids. The transcript has 21 exons. Gene Ontology annotation, biological process: lipopolysaccharide catabolic process; negative regulation of inflammatory response. The record is from RefSeq and is a predicted model, not a curated record. Gene Ontology annotation, molecular function: acyloxyacyl hydrolase activity; calcium ion binding. Lineage: Eukaryota; Metazoa; Chordata; Mammalia; Chiroptera; Rhinolophidae.
GCUUCUGUAGCCCGGCUGGUCUCUCAUGGCACAGAGCUCCAGGAUGAAGUCCCUCUGGAAAGUCCUUCGGGUGGCUUCUCUCUUCGUUCUCCUGCCCUUUCACACCUCAGCUUCGCCAGCCCACGAUGACCGACCUGGCACCAGACACGCCAAUGGCCACGUCUGUGUAGGGUGUGUGGUGGUGCUGUCUGUCAUUGAACAGCUUGCACAAGUUCACAACGCUACGGCCCAGGCUGCGAUGGAGAGACUGUGCAGCUACCUGCCUGUAAAACUGUUCUUAAAGAGCACCUGCUACUUAGUGGUUCGCACAUUUGGACCAGAUAUCAUAAAACUGCUUAAUGCAGAUAUGAGUGCUGAUGUGGUGUGUCACGCCUUGGAGUUCUGUGAACAGGUCCCUGGCCAACCUUUGUGCCAUCUCUACCCCCUUCCCAAGGUGGCAUGGAAAUUUACACUGGAGAAGGCACGAGAGAUUGUCAAGGGAUCCCCGACUCUGAAAUAUUCCAGAAGCAGUGCUGAUAUUUGUUGCCUCCCAUUUUUGGCCAAGAUCUGUCAGGAGAUUAAAUCAGCCAUACAAAAUUCUGUGCCAUUCAAAGAUGUCGACUCAGACAAAUACAGUGUUUUCCCGACCCUGCGUGGCUACCACUGGCGAGGAAGAGACUGCAAUGACAGCGACGAAAUGGCAUACCCGGGCAGAAGGCCAGACAACUGGGAUGCACAUCAGGAUUCAAACUGUAAUGGCAUUUGGGGUGUUGACCCAAAAGAUGGAAUUCCAUAUGAGAAGAAAUUCUGUGAAGGUUCACAGCCCCGGGGGAUCAUUUUGCUGGGAGACUCAGCUGGGGCUCAUUUUCACAUCCCUCCUGAAUGGAUCACAGCUUCGCAGAUGUCCUUGAAAUCCUUCUUCAAUUUACCAACAGCUCUUACCAAUGAGCUCAACUGGCCCCAGCUCUCUGGUGCUACCGGAUUUCUGAACUCUACUAGUAGAAUGAAAGAAAACUCCAUUUACCUUCGUUUACGGAAAAGAAACCGCUGCAAUCACAGAGACUACCAGAAUCUUUCAAAAAAUGGUGCGUCCUCCCAAAACCUGGAGAGAUUUAUAGAAAGUUUGUCCAGGAAAGAGCUGUUGGACCAUCCAGCCAUCGUCAUAUACGCCAUGAUUGGAAAUGAUGUCUGCAGCAGGAAGAUUGACCCGGUCCCAGAAAUGACCACUCCUGAGCAAUUCUAUUCCAAAGUCAUGGAGUCUCUGAAGUUCCUGAAUUCCCACCUGCCGAAUGGGAGCCACGUUAUUUUAUACGGCUUACCUGAUGGAGCCUUUCUCUGGGAUCAUUUGCACGACAGAUAUCAUCCUCUCGGCCAGCUAAACGAGGACGUGACCUAUGACCAGUUCUACUCCUUCCUGAGCUGUCUUCAGAUCACCCCCUGCCAUGGCUGGAUGUCUUCCAACCAGACACUCCGCACUCUCACUUCAGAGAGAGCGGAACAACUCUCCAAUACACUGAAAAAAAUUGCAACCAGCAAGAAAUUUACAAACUUCGAUCUGUUCUACGUGGCUUUUGACUUCCAGGAAAUUACAAAGAAGUGGCAGAAGAGAGGCGGGCAGCCCUGGCAGCUCAUUGAGCCCGUCGAUGGAUUCCACCCCAAUGAGAUCGCUUUGCUGCUGUUGGCAGAUGGUUUCUGGAACAAAGUGCAGCACCAGUGGCCCCAUAUCCUGGGAAAGGAGAAUCCGUUCAACCCCCAGAUUGAACAGGUGUUUGGAGACCAAGGUGGGCACUGAGUCCCUUGUGGACAUGCACUCCAGGGCAGCUCAGAUAACAGAACCUUGGCAAACUCAUCCAACAAGCAGUUAUGGGGCUGUGAUAUCACAGACUCAUUGGCUCUCUUUAGCAGCAUCUUUGCAAAGUGUUUUUCUCUCACCUAAGAGCAUAUUCAAAUGACAGUGUGAUUCUGUGUGCUUCUGGAUCAGUUCCCCUCCAACUGACGCUCAAAUGACCUUUAAUAAAGUGCUUUGGGUGCCAUUCCAAGUAAGAGAGAACAUGCGGCCUUGAGCAGCCAAUUGUUCUAAAAACAAGUAAGAAAUCCGGCAUGUUCGGCAACUUACUGAGGGUGUUGGUGCACCGAUCCUCCCUCAUUGUUAACGUUUCAUGAUGGCUCUUCCUCAGAAGGCUGCUGACUGGGUGCCAAGGACUCACAAAAGAACACAAACCUGUACACACAAAAUUAGGGACAAACGUGAAUAUGUAGAAUGAGAAAAGAAAUCCCCACUAUCUACAAAUGUUUAAAAAUUUACAAAUAUCAUAAGACCCACAAAGUCCAGAAAAAAAUGACAACUUUUCUUUAUUUAAACGAUACUCUUAUAUUUCUUUGGCUACAUUACCGAAUUGUCUCUUCUUAUA